AUGAGUGAACUCAAGAAACGUCAAAGACAAGACUAUCCCUUCGAGCUAAGUUAUAGAACCAGAUGGAGUGACAACGACCAGUACCAGCAUGCAAAUAAUGCGGCUUACUAUCUGUGGUUCGACUCAAUAAUCAACACCUAUCUACAAGAGCACUGUGGGCAAGACCCAGCUACGAGCCCUACUAUAGGACUAGUAGUCUCUUCCUGGUGCGAAUUCUUUGCGCCAGUGUCGUUUCCUCAAGUCUUAGAUCUGGGACUACGAGUGACCAAACUUGGCACGUCCUCAGUGAGCUACGAAGUCGCGGUAUUCGUCGCAGGACAGCCCGCACCAUCGGCUUCACAACGUGACCACACGCGUCUGCAUUCACCACGACCGACCAUGGGUAUCAAGGGACUGACUGGUCUGCUCUCUGAGCACGCGCCAAAUGCGAUAAAGGAACACGAAAUAAAGACGCUCUUUGGCCGUAAAGUUGCCAUCGACGCCUCCAUGUCCAUUUACCAGUUCCUCAUCGCUGUCCGACAAAAAGACGGCGAACUUCUAACAAACGAUGCUGGAGAAACGACAAGCCAUCUUAUGGGUUUCUUCUAUCGCACUAUCCGAAUCGUUGAGAACGGUAUAAAACCUGCCUAUGUCUUCGACGGCAAACCGCCAGAGCUUAAAAAGGGGGUCCUAUCAAAACGAUUUGAGAGGCGCGAAGAGGCAAAAGAAGGUGGGGAAGAGGCCAAAGAAGUCGGCACAGCGGAGGAUGUCGACAAAUUCUCGCGUCGGCAAGUCAAAGUUACGCGUGAACAUAACGAGGAAUGCCGGCGACUCCUCAAGCUCAUGGGAAUCCCGGUCAUUGUAGCGCCUUCGGAAGCGGAAGCCCAAUGUGCAGAACUUGCUCGUGGUGGCAAGGUCUUUGCGGCUGGCUCAGAAGACAUGGACACUCUUACUUUCUCCGCUCCUAUCCUAUUCCGCCACCUUACAUUCUCUGAAGCUAAAAAGCAACCUAUCAGCGAGAUUAAUCUGCAAGCCGCAUUAGACGGUUUAGACAUGGACAUGAGUCAGUUCAUUGACCUCUGCAUUCUUCUUGGAUGCGACUAUCUCGAACCAAUAAAGGGUGUUGGUCCAAAAUCUGCUCUGAAACUCAUUCGGGAGCACGGUGGCCUCGAGGGUGUGGUAAAGCACCUGCGUGGAAAAGCUGCAGAAAGAGCGGCGGUGCCUUCGGACUCUGAGGAGGAAGAGGAGCCUGCGCCAACUUCAGAUGUCGAGAAAAAUUCGGAGGAUGAUGAGGACGAAGAGCCGAAACCCAAGCCAAAAGCAAAGAAGAAGGGCAAAGGAAAGGCCAAGGGUGGUAUGGUCAUCCCGGAGGAGUGGCCAUGGGAGGAAGCAAAAAAGUUGUUUGAAAAGCCAGAUGUGACACCAGCCGACGAAGUUGAGCUGGAGUGGAAGAAUCCCGACCUAGAUGGGCUGCUGCAAUUCUUAGUCACCGAGAAGGGGUUCAGUGAAGAACGUGUUCGCAAGGGUGUUGAGAAGUUGACCAAGUUCCUGAACGCGAAACAGCAAGGGCGACUGGAUGGAUUCUUCACAGUAAAACCGAAAGAAAAGAAAUCUCCGGCCAAGAAGGAGCCCGUCAAGAAAGGCACCAAACGCAAAGGUGACGAUAAGGCGGAAUCUAGUGGUGGUAAGAAAGCUAAGACGAGGAGACGGCGACAACGGCGGUCUCCGCUGGAAAUGUACUCAAACAUUCGUCGCAAGAUACCACCUAUCCUUCCAACUUUCAAGGCCUUUACUUAUGGACUAGCCGUUCCUUCGCGACGCGUUGCGGACUCAAGCCGACCAGUCCAUCGCCAAUUCACCACUAUGAUUGGAGCAGGUUCCCUCCGGAGGCGCUAUGCCCAACCCAACCCAGCUGCCUUGAGAAAUAUGCACAUCAGGGCGAUCUCCUACUCAUCCAUUCCUCGUUUCAUCGCUCGUGCAUUCCGCGUUCCUAUUGCAGGCGCUACUAUUGGAGCUGGCAGCUUUGGCUACGCUAACUACAAGUUCGAAGAAUUUCGCAAGACUUCGACUGCAUGGAUGAACUCAGUCCAAGAUACGGCAACUGACCUCUUCGAUACUGCUUCCGACUCGCUCAAGACUGUCUCUUCUCGAGUCUCCGACAUAAACCUGCCUAAACUCGAAACGCCAGAGUUUUUGAAGGACCUGUUCCAGGCAGCGAAAGAGAGGCGAAAGCAAAAGCAGGAGCAACAGCAAGAGGGUGAGCCUGAGGGUUCCAAUGAACGGCCACCCACAGACCAAGCAGCAAUUGCUGCUCUGGUAGCCGCCACCAUGUCUUCCCCGUCUGAGCCCAAGAACAGAUCAGACGAAAUCGACGGUCGCAGCAACGGCCUAAUGCAUCUCACCCGCAAAUUGAUUGAGAUACGGAGCAUGCUGCUGAGCAUUGACCAGAGUGAUGCCCUCAAGCUACCCAGUAUCGUUGUUAUUGGGAGUCAGAGCUCGGGCAAGAGCUCUGUUCUCGAGUCGAUUGUUGGACACGAGUUUCUACCCAAGGGAAACAACAUGGUUACACGACGCCCCAUUGAACUUACUCUCGUUCACACAUCUCCUGCAGACGGCAAAGCUGUCGAGUAUGGCGAAUUCCCCGCCCUUGGAUUGGGAAAAAUAACCGACUUCACCGUUAUUCAACGCACUCUGACUGACCUCAAUCUCGCUGUUCCCGACUCCGAAGCAGUCUCUGCAGAGCCCAUUGAUCUACGAAUUUACUCUCCAAACGUGCCUGACUUGACUUUAAUCGACCUACCGGGCUACAUCCAACUUGCUUCUCUUGACCAACCGGAAGAGUUGAAGGAGAAAAUUGCGGGUUUAUGCGAGAAAUACAUCCGGGAGCCAAAUAUCGUCCUGGCGGUCUGUGCAGCGGAUGUCGAUCUUGCCAAUUCACCGGCUUUGCGGGCCAGUCGCAAAGUUGACCCACUCGGUCUGCGGACAUUGGGGGUUAUCACUAAAAUGGAUCUGGUUACUCCUGAACAAGGAGCAGGCAUUCUCGCUGGCAACAGGUAUCCUCUCCAUUUGGGAUAUGUUGGUGUCGUAACAAAGGCAGCCAAGACGUCCAAACGCGACUCCACCGCCUUGACGGUGUCCAACGACUAUUUUUCCUCCCAUCGAGAGGUAUUCGGCAGCUCUACCUCUCUGAUGGUAGGGACUGAUACUUUGCGUCGCCGUCUUAUGGAAGUUCUUGAAUCUUCUAUGGCCUCCUCGCUACAUGGAAUCACCAACGCUGUACAGCUAGAGCUGGAAGAAGCGACCUACCAAUUCAAGGUUCAGUACAACGAUCAAAGAAUAACCGCCGAAUCGUAUGUUGCGGAAACGAUGGAUGCUCUUAAACUGCGAUUCAAGGAAUUCACGCAGCAAUUCCGCCGCCCAGCUAUUCGCGAAAAACUCAAGAAUAUGCUUGACGAAAAGGUUAUGGAUGUUUUGGAGCAGCUUUACUGGCUGGACAAACGGGCUCCUGAGCUUGGUACAAUUGCCCAGGAUCCUCGUCUAAAGCCAGAGGACGUCGAGCCGUACUGGCGACACAAACUCGAAGCGGCAUCUUCGUUGCUGACAAAAUCAGGAGUGGGUCGUGACUCGACAUUGCUCAUUGCCGACGGCCUUCGAGGACUUAUUGACACCAUCGCGUCGGGCGAACCAUUCACUUUCCACCCCCGAGCAUCAGAGCGACUGAUCCAAUUCUCGCACGCCAUUUUGAGGGAUAGGAUAGGCGUUACCUCUGACCAGGUAGAGAACUGCAUCAAGCCUUUCAAGUAUGAGGUCGAGGUGGAGCCACGAGAAUGGGAACUUGGCCGUGAGCGGGCGAUUGACUUGUUCGAGAAGGAAGUCGUAAUGUGUGAGUCCAAGUUGAAGGAUAUUCGCAAAAAGGUUGGUGGGAGUCGUCGGCUGGGUGGGCUAGUCAGCUAUGUGAAAAGCUUGGAGGAGAGAGAGCGAGAAAGGAAAAUGAAGCGAUUGGAAGGGUCUUCAGACGACACGGAUUCCUCCGAAUCUUAUCGCUAUCCUCCAGCCCAGAUUAUUGAUGCUCGUCAUGCUAUCAUGUACAACGACCGACUGGGAAUAUUACGCCUUCGACUAGCAGCGUUGAAGUCGAAACGUUGCAAAGCGGGUCCUCAGAGCGAGGUAUUCUGUCCUGAAGCAUUCCUGAACGUGGUCGCGGACAAACUCGCUUACACAUCCGCCAUGUUCAUCAGCAUCGAAUUGCUGGAUCAGUUUUUCUAUCAGUUCCCUCGUGAAAUUGACUCUCGGCUACUGUACGACCUUGACCGGAAGGAGAUUGUCGAGUUUGCACGUGAAAAUCCAGUCGUGCGACGUCACCUAGAUCUACAGGACCGGAAAGACAAACUUGAAGAGGUUAUGAAGCAGCUGAACAGUCUGUCGACACUGCGACCUGACGCGCAACCCGCUCCUCGCCGCCAACGGGGUCUUUUUGGGAUGUUCUGA
Messenger RNA from Mycena indigotica, 4467 nucleotides. RefSeq lists its product as uncharacterized. NCBI's taxonomy places the organism in Eukaryota, Fungi, Basidiomycota, Agaricomycetes, Agaricales, Mycenaceae. The coding region runs from base 1 to 4467 and encodes 1488 amino acids. Gene Ontology annotation, molecular function: 5'-3' exonuclease activity; GTP binding; DNA binding. The transcript has 16 exons. Gene Ontology annotation, cellular component: nucleus; cytoplasm. The record is from RefSeq and is a predicted model, not a curated record.